AUGUCAGAGGAAGGAAAAAAUCUGACAGAUAAAUCAUUAGAAUCAAACACUCAAAGUUCAAUAUAUAGACUAAUAUAUUUGAUGGUUCGGGAUUAGAAUUAAUCAAUGAUAGUGCAUAGUAUGGCAAUGUUAAUAACUUUGAUGCAAAUAAAUUAUUUUAAAUUUCAUCAUGUGGUAUAAGCAUUAUAGUAUAGAGAUUGUAUCAGUAUGGUAGGAUAAUAAUGCAGAAAUAUUGACUGAAAUAUUUGGAUAUUUUAAUUUUACUCAUUAUUUGUUAAAUUAAGAUUAUAGUGCUGUACAAAUAUUAAUAUAUGUUUCAAUUGCAUUAAUAAGUUUUUGGGUGUUCUUAUUUUUAAUAUCAAUAAUAUUUAUAGUAAAUCAGAAAGAUCCAGUUUAAUUAUUAAUAAACAUAUUAAAAUACAUGACAUUUGUGUUCAGUACGAUACUCUAUAUACCUAUAUUAUUUUUAUAUACAGUAUUAAUUUAAUAAAUGUAAAAUAGCUACCAAUUAGUUGUACAAAUGAAUAUAUGGAUAGUUUUCCAAACUAAAGAUGUUGGUAAGGAUUAUUAGUUAUAGAUUAAAUAAUCUCAAUAAUUGGUUUAAUAAUUUUAUUUUUCAUGUGUUCAUCAAUUAAUCUUGUAUUGUUUGAUGCUACUUUUGAUUAAGAAAAAGCACUUUCAAAAAGAAAUGGACGAUGUUCAACUUUAACUUCUAUUCAUUUUGGANAUGUCACUAUUGACAAAAUACCAAAACAUGAAUAUUACUUUAAAAUUGUAACAAGAAGAAAUAGAACACUAAUGUCAACUAAUAAAAGAAAUGAAAUUAAUGCACUUACAAUAGCCUGGAGUAAUUGA
Molecule: messenger RNA, 855 nt
Organism: Paramecium sonneborni
Lineage: Eukaryota; Ciliophora; Oligohymenophorea; Peniculida; Parameciidae
Source: the annotation of a GenBank genome assembly